AUGCCCUCCGCAAACAAAGGCAAAGGCAAAGGCCGCGAGGCUCGUCCAUCCCGAAGUCGCAACACUACCCCGAACUCCAGCUUCAGCGCCGGCCCGACCGCCUCCGCCCCGCUCCACAGCUACCUCGACAACGAUGUCUCCAAGCUGAUGAUGACCGGCUCGACCAUCCAGUAUGGAGAAUUGCUCGAGCGCAUGGGUGGAGUUGGCCCGAUUCCCGAUUCCAAGUCACUCGAGUUGUUGAUGGAACACCUCAAGACCCUGAGCCAGCUAGCCGAAACACGAGGUGACGCAUGCAAUGCCGGCAUCAGAGAGCUAUCACAGAAGCGCAAGGAGGUCGUUGAAGAUCAAGAGUCAGCCGAGCGAGAAGGGACCGAUCGAGUGAAGAUGAAGCGAGAAGCCGAUGACGAGGAGGAAGAGAAGGUACUAAAGGGAGGCAAGCUAAAGAGGCGCAAGGAACGCGGAAGCAGUUCCAAGGAGGAACGUCCGCUGACUCACGGUGCCCAUGAUGUUGCGCGACAAGACGGUGCUGAGACGAAGGUGGAAGGAGCCGCAUCCCCAGCAUCCAAAAAGUCCAAGAAUGCUGCUUCCGAAGAGGCCUCGUCUCUAUCCCCCACAUCGCGAAGAUCUCCCCAACCAGCUGCCGAUGAAGCGGCCGAGGAUGCAGGGUCGCCCGGAUCGGACGAUAGCUCCGAGUCACACCAACCUGAGCCCGCGCCGGCCGUGCCACAGGUGCAAGUGUUCGGUCCCAACCCGCUCAAAUUCGAUGACCCCACCAUAUAUCACAUCCGGGAGGUUACUCCAGACAUGACCGAUGAGGAGAAAAAGGCCAUCUACAGCGUCGCCCGCUUCCCCUGGAGUGAUUUAAGCCAUCUGAUGGCAGGUUCCCCUCCGGAUCGCGAUUUCAGCAGCUCCAAGCCCGCGAGUCAAGUCAACGCCAACACAUUCCUCGCCUAUAUCGAUCCAUACGUCCGACCCUUGACAGAAGAAGACAUAGCGUUCCUUAAAGAGAAGGUGAGCUCUCCAAUCGACCUCGCCAAGGCCCAUCGCUCACCCACCCAGGGCGAUCGCACGACCCCCUUCAUCAUGCCUCGACGCGGAAAGAAACACUACACCGAAGUAUGGGCCGAGGACGACGGGCUCAUGAACGUCGACCAACCCAACGGCGACAAAGAGCGGCUACCGCUCAACCAAGGCCGAGGAAACAUCGACCAAGUGACCGACGAGACCGUCGAAACCGACAAAGUCUCCGUCGGCCCUCUCGUCAGCCGACUCUACUCACUACUCCGCUAUGAGCAUAGAGCUCUCCCCGAUGAAUCCGCCCCUAACGCCAACGGCUCCGUCAACGGCGACAUGGCGAACGGCCCCAUGAACCCUGACUCCAUGGACAUUGACCACCCAACCGGCGAGACCUCCAACGAAACCAAACCUCUCCCCUCCGCAACCGCCUUCCCGGACUCCUCCCCCAACAACUUCAAAGUCCCCGCCGCCAAGCUCGACCACUCGCAGCUAGACGAGCGCCUGAAAGCCGAACUCCGCCACGUCGGUUUCCUCGGCCCAGACGACAACCCCGACUACGAUGCCCACUACGACGACGACAUCGCCCAACGCCUCCGCCUCCUCCAAAGCGAGCUCAAAAAACAAAUGAUCAUCAACAGCGCUCGCAAGACCCGUCUCCUCGACAUCGCCCGCGAACGCAUGGCCUACCAGGAGUACAUGACCAUCCACGACGACCUGGACUCCCAGGUCCAACAGGCCUACCUGAAACGCACCCGCACCCUCGGAAAAAGCAAAAAGGGCUCCCAGGCCAAACACCGUCCCGGUGGCGCCGGCGGCGGCAGCCAUGUCGUCAGUGCUGCAGGCGUCGGCCGUCCCGCGAUUGGUGAUGUUGCCCGCACGCUUAUGGAUCGACGUAAGCGGUGGCGCGAUUGCAUCGGUCUGGUCUUCAAGGAUAGUAAGACUAGUGUUCCUGGGAAGAAUGAGUCAGUCUUUGAACCAUCAUUGAUGGCGGAGGUUGAGAAGGCCGAGGUGGAGGGCUGGGAUGAAGAACAGGAAUGA
This is a messenger RNA of Aspergillus luchuensis, 2055 nucleotides long. RefSeq names its product histone acetyltransferase NGG1 (gene NGG1). Gene Ontology annotation, cellular component: SAGA complex. The record is from RefSeq and is a predicted model, not a curated record. Lineage: Eukaryota; Fungi; Ascomycota; Eurotiomycetes; Eurotiales; Aspergillaceae. Bases 1 to 2055 code for a protein of 684 amino acids. The transcript is spliced from 2 exons. Gene Ontology annotation, biological process: regulation of transcription by RNA polymerase II. Gene Ontology annotation, molecular function: transcription coactivator activity.